UCGUCGUCAUCGUCACUUUGUCUCGUCUACCUUUUAAAAACCCUCUCUAAACUAAAAUCUAUGUCUCUCUUCAACAAAUCCACACUUCAAACAAUUCCUCUCUGUUUCUACGAUCUGGUUUAAUGGGUUUUAGCAAAGAAGAGAUUAGUAAAACCAGAAAGCUUUCGUCAUCUCUAUGGAGAGGUAUCAAAACUGUAUUCGUUUUGUUCACAAUGUUCCUCUCUUUUCUCCUCGUCUCUGCUCCGAUCUUCCUCGCCGUCGCCGAUGCUCUUCUCCCUUCCGCUCUCCUCCACCGCUUCUCUUCGCCGGCGAAUCUCUCUUCUCAUCUCACCAACUACGAUUUCCGUCACUCUCUCAUCGAUAUUCCUUUAAUCUCAAUCAUUAGAUCCGCUGUUAUACUCUGUGUUUAUGGACUCUGUGAUGGACCAAAACUAUCUAGAGGACCGUAUCUGACAGUCACCAUGAUUUGCUCAGUUUCGUCUCUAGUCUACGUUUCGUUAAAAGCUGCGUUUGUGUUCGGCGAGCCGUCCAUCGGAGACGGCGGAGGAAACUACUUCAGAGCGGCGGAAGUGGCUCUGUUCCUCUGCUCGUCAGUCUUAGCCAUAAGUCACAUCAUUGUGGCGUAUCGAACAAGUUGUAGAGAAAGAAAAAAGCUUCUCGUCUUCAAAAUCGACAUUGAAGCCGUUUCGGCUUGUAAAAACGUUUACCCGAGAUACCAAAAGAUUCUACAACAAGAGAGACUCAAAUAGAGACGUAUUUUCAAGAGAAUCAAUACUUAUAAAUAUGUAUACACACAUAAAUGACACAUACCUCAACAUGUAAAUAUAAAAAUACAACGUAUAAAUGUAGCUUCUUCUUCUGCCUUUCGGUGUUGACCCAUCAACUCCUUCGCUUUUAAGUUUCAGAAGGAUCCAAAGCGAAAGGAAUAGAUAAGGAAUGAAGAUUAAUUAUAUAACCUAUGCUUUUUUAAAAUGAGACAACUCAGAUCAACUGGCAGAUAUUAGCUUUAACAUUAGAUUAGUAAGGGCGAUUUGUGAAUAAUCCAGAGUUCAUUAAUGAGAAAAGAAGCCCAAGGCAUCUUUUGUUUUGUC
This is a messenger RNA of Arabidopsis lyrata subsp. lyrata, 1091 nucleotides long. RefSeq lists its product as uncharacterized. The transcript is spliced from 4 exons. The record is from RefSeq and is a predicted model, not a curated record. Bases 123 to 749 code for a protein of 208 amino acids. Lineage: Eukaryota; Viridiplantae; Streptophyta; Magnoliopsida; Brassicales; Brassicaceae.